Cylindrotheca closterium is the source of this 1782-nucleotide messenger RNA. Lineage: Eukaryota; Bacillariophyta; Bacillariophyceae; Bacillariales; Bacillariaceae. The record is from the annotation of a GenBank genome assembly.
AUGAGGCAACAAUGCUUCCUCCUGGCACAUUUGGUGACUGCAGGAUGUAUAUUGCAUUCGAAUGAAGCAUUUGUCUAUCAACGACCAAGGAUACGAGGAUUGCAGAAAGCUCCAUUGCUUCCUCAGUCCAAGAAUACCGUUACUCUUCACGUGACACCUCCUGAAUCAGACUCGAGCGACGUCUUGUCGGAGGAAACCUACAGUGAGCAAAUGACAAUCGAGCCAUCAGAAACAACGGAUAUCGAACCAACAGCGACAGCAGGAAUGGAAGGAGACGAAUUAUUUUUUGCCAGCGUUGUAGAAGAAGGUAAUGAUUUGUUGGAAGAAACUUCUAGCAUUUAUGUCACACCUCCAAUGCCAAUGCCAAUGCCAAACCAGAUAGACAAGAAAGUUGACAAGGAAUCAUCGUCCCUACUGACUCGUAGGGCAUGGUUCCAGACAGGCGCCGUAGUGGCGACGGGGACCAUCGCUGCCGCUGCCACUAUUAUGAACGAGCGUGCUUUGGAAGCGAAGAAACAAGCAAAUACCUUUCAACCCAAAGUCUCUCCCUUUGCAAGAGCCAAUUCGACGGCAGCCAAAACAGGUGCUCCAAAAGCGACUCCACAGAAAAAUGCUGCUCAGCCUGCGACGACUGCCAAAACAACUGGUGCUCCCAAGGCUACUGCUACUCCCAACGGAAUCCCAACAAAACCCGCUGCCAGCGUAAACCCAGUAAAACGGCUUGAAGCCACAGAAGCGGAAAUCAUCAAGAAAUUGGAACCAGUCAAUAUCACUCAAGUCGCAGCGGAAACUAAUGUCAAUAUUACGCUCAACUGCCAGGAUGCUUGCGUCUCUAUUGAUCCUGUCACCUUGACCAAGGUGCAAUCCAAAAAAAUGCCAACUUGGGUUCCCAGUUGGCUGGUUCCUCGUCCCAAGGUGAUUAAACAAAUUUCAAAUGCGGAAUUGUUGGUGGCUGCCACAAUUGCCGGGUCCAUGGUCGAUGUGGGAAGGACCUCCCUCUUGUAUCCGAUUCAAACAGUAAAGACGCGAAUUCAAACCGAUAUCAAUAAUUCGACGCGGACAUUCGUUCCAGUCAAGGAACGCAUGAGGACGUUUGGUAGUAAUGUGAAGAGACACAUUGACGAAGGAGAUUUAUAUGCCGGUAUUAAACCUACGUUGCUAGUGUCGGUUCCGGCUACUGGCAUUUACUAUGGUGUUCGGGAUGUUUCCAAGCAUGUUCUGGCUAUGACGCCGCUGAAUGGAAUUCAAAUUGCUCUCUUGGCCGCUUUGAUUGGGGAUAUCGUGUCCUUGUGCUUUCGGGCUCCGGCCGAUACUUUGAGGUUGCGCUUGCAGAAUCAAGACGACAAUGUGGGAGAUUGGUUUGCGGAUUCGCUCAAGAAACUUCCUCAGAUUAUUAUCACAGAUCUGCCGUACCUUUUGUCCAAGAUUGCAUUGAAUCGGCUGCUGAUACAUGGGAGCAUUAGUAUUGAUCAAUAUACCGAAUAUGCAAUCAUUACAUCUUCGAUUGCGGCCUUGUUGACAACACCCUUUGAUGUGGCACGAACGAGAAUACUAGUAGACAGUGACAUGGAUUGUUCAAAUGGAUUGGAUGGUGGGAGUGGAGAAGGAGUGAUCCAGACAAUGAAGUGUGUUGUGAAGGAGGGUAAUGGUGGCUAUGCCAACCUCUUUGCGGGAUGGUUUGAGAGAGUUCUUUACUUGGGGGUAGGUCGAGCCUGGUUCGAGCCGAUUCAACUGAUAGGAUAUAUAGGAAUCCGAGAUACAGUACUAUUGGAGUGGUUUUAA